CGCUGCGUCAUACGUCGUCACCCAAUAGGAAAGAGCRUUGACUGAAGGCUAGUGUUAGCCGGGUAGCUGGUCUGCGAACAAGAUAGAAGAUGGAUUCUCCUAUCCUGGAACCGUCCUUAUACACUGUCAAAGCUGUUCUGAUUCUCGACAACGAUGGAGACAGGCUGUAUGCCAAGUAUUAUGAUGACACAUACCCUACAGUGAAGGAGCAGAAGGCGUUUGAGAAGAAUAUAUUCAACAAAACWCAUAGGACAGACAGUGAGAUUGCRUUACUGGAAGGCCUGACAGUUGUCUACAAGAGCAAUAUAGAUCUGUUCUUUUACGUGAUUGGAAGUUCACAUGAGAAUGAGCUUAUGCUAAUGGCUGUUCUGAACUGCCUUUUUGAUUCCCUCAGUCAGAUGUUGAGGAAAAAUGUUGAGAGGAGAGCCUUGUUGGAGAAUAUGGAGGGACUCUUCUUGGCUGUGGAUGAGAUAGUGGAUGGAGGGGUGAUCUUAGAGAGUGACCCUCAGCAAGUUGUUCAUAGAGUGGCACUCAGAGGUGAUGAUGUACCUUUGACAGAACAAACAGUCACCCAGGUACUUCAGUCUGCCAAAGAACAGAUCAAGUGGUCUCUUCUUCGAUAGUCACCUUUGUGCCAGCUUCCCAGUGAGCCACUGUUCAGAACAGACCCCACGGCACUGAUCCUCAACCUCCUCCAACUUCCACUACAGUCGAUGCUGUGAGAAGUACCAAUAACUGAUCCAGUCACAGUUCAGGACUUCUGCUUUACAAAGUUUGAUUUUUCCAUAUUUUUUAUCUGCUCAGUCUCACAUUGAAUGGUUAAAAUGAGGAUAACAUUUGUACAUUCCACCAAUGGAUUGCCUUGUUUUGUUUUGUUGAUUUUUCUUUUAAGAAGCUGGAUUUUUAUUAAAACUAUGUGUAACACCAUCACAACCUCUGACAUCAUUCCAUGUAUCUCCAGUAACAAGGAGUAUAAUCUUUUGAACAGCAUGCUGUCAUCUUCUCCUGAUUACUGUAAAAUAAAUAAAGCCACUUUGAAUUUU
Molecule: messenger RNA, 1043 nt
Organism: Austrofundulus limnaeus
Lineage: Eukaryota; Metazoa; Chordata; Actinopteri; Cyprinodontiformes; Rivulidae
Gene: copz1
Product: COPI coat complex subunit zeta 1
Exons: 9
Coding region: 90-623 (177 amino acids)
Biological process (GO): retrograde vesicle-mediated transport, Golgi to endoplasmic reticulum; intracellular protein transport; intra-Golgi vesicle-mediated transport
Cellular component (GO): COPI vesicle coat
Source: RefSeq, a predicted model, not a curated record